This is a messenger RNA of Melitaea cinxia (Glanville fritillary), 1095 nucleotides long. RefSeq names its product E3 ubiquitin-protein ligase FANCL (gene Fancl). The record is from RefSeq and is a predicted model, not a curated record. The transcript is spliced from 4 exons. NCBI's taxonomy places the organism in Eukaryota, Metazoa, Arthropoda, Insecta, Lepidoptera, Nymphalidae. Bases 90 to 1022 code for a protein of 310 amino acids. Gene Ontology annotation, cellular component: Fanconi anaemia nuclear complex; nucleus. Gene Ontology annotation, molecular function: ubiquitin protein ligase activity. Gene Ontology annotation, biological process: interstrand cross-link repair; protein monoubiquitination.
AGUAUAUAAGUACACACAUUGAUUUAAUUAUCAGUCAUUAUAAAAUUAUUUGUAUUCUACUUAUACUUUUGACAAAAUUUAAAGAUACGAUGAGCAGCAUACAAGAUUUAUUUGAUAAAGAAAAAAUAAAUUCUAUAGAGAAAUUUUUAGAUCAUUUACAUAAUAAUAUUUUGACACAAGAAAUAAAAAUAAUUGAUUAUUCAACUUUAGGUAUAAUUGAUAAAGAUUUUAUGGAAGAAAUAAGAGCCACUUCUGAGGAUGUAACAAUAUUAUUUGGUAAAACCCUUAGAGACUUUAAAUUCAUUUUAAUGGAUGAAAGUCGAAGGUCUCAUGAAAUAUUUAUGAAAUAUAAUGAUCCUUGUAGAUUAAGUGUUUCACAUGUAAAUCUUCCUCACUCUCAGUUACAAGAACGUGAAUAUUCGACCAUUAAAGAAGCAGUGCUUGCCUUUCAACAAUAUAUUAACAGCUUAAGUGCAUAUUUUCAUGAGUUAGAAUGCUUAGACCAUAUGUUCACUGUGAUGGAACCUGUCAAUCCAACCUUUAAAGAUAACUAUCGAAGAAUAUUACUUGAUGAUAGAAUAUGGCUACACGUUGAAGUGACUGCUAAUGGUUCAGCAAUUAAUAUUUAUCUUGUGGGGCAAUCAGAAAAAUGGCAAGACAAAUUGCAAGAUAGGCUGCUAUCCUGGGAUCAUGAUAAAGAAAUUGCAGAAAAUAUCACGGAUAUGUGUGAUUUAAUCAAGACUUCUUUGCAUAUACCAUUGCAUAUAAGUAUUGAUGAACCUAAUGAAAGGGAAGUUGAAGCUCCUUCAUGUGGCAUAUGCUUUUGUGUUGAGUUACCUAAUAUCCAAGGAGUGCCCCAACCGCUUUGUCAAAAUGCUAACUGUGGAGUAUACUUUCACACAAACUGUUUGUAUCAGUGGCUUGUUGCCUGUGAAGGAGGUCGCCUGCCUGCUUUUGGUGUGGCAAAUGGCAGUUGUCCAAGUUGUUUCCAACCAAUAACAUGCAGUGAAAUAGACAACUAGCAUUCAUACCCAUAAAUUCUUUCUCAAUUAUUUUUUUGAUUUGUUUAAAUAAAGUUACUCAAAAUUACAAUAA